Phanerochaete carnosa HHB-10118-sp is the source of this 674-nucleotide messenger RNA. RefSeq lists its product as uncharacterized. The transcript is spliced from 2 exons. The annotation marks the transcript as partial. The record is from RefSeq and is a predicted model, not a curated record. NCBI's taxonomy places the organism in Eukaryota, Fungi, Basidiomycota, Agaricomycetes, Polyporales, Phanerochaetaceae.
AUGGUGCUAUUCGAGUGCACGCUUCCCGAUGUACUGUCUUUCUCGCGCUUCGUCUGGGCGGUAUACGCGCCCAUUCAUGCUGGCUAGGCCGCAUCCGACCUUCUCGACCUGGCGGCGCAACAGGCGGAACUCAGCACCCUACUCCAAACACUGCCUCGCCGUGCGCUCUUUCACGGUCCGGUACUGUGUGCGCAAAGGCGGCAUCGCGCGCCUGCCAGCGUAGGACGUCCUGCGCCGCGCACAGCUCGACGGUCGAGGCGCGGGCGAACCCGCAGUUCUGCCCUCUCGCGGCGCAGCGUCUGUCUGGACGCGGCCCUUCAGUGCUUGCGUUUGAAUGGGGAGGCAAAGUGGCCAAGGGGGAGCUUGUAGCUUUUGCACAGGCUCUCUUACGAAAGGGCGAAGUCGGACGUACCAGAAAAUUUGCUGGGCGAGCUGCGAGCGCUUCGCCAACGCAAAGGCAUCUCGUUCCGGAUCGAGGCGCUCCGUGACGAAGGCCCGUGUAGCGUUGCUCCGCAUGCGCGCCGUGGACGAGCGGUAGGCCUCUGAGCCUCCGGGCUCUGAAGCCCAUGUCUCGCUCAGGAAUUUGCCCUCUGGAUGUGCCCAAAUAUUCCCCCGCCACCGCACCUGUGAACCCACUUUCGUUAGUGACCCUGGCGUCGGACAGAAGCUGUAAU